Molecule: messenger RNA, 1514 nt
Organism: Seriola aureovittata
Lineage: Eukaryota; Metazoa; Chordata; Actinopteri; Carangiformes; Carangidae
Product: UPF0450 protein C17orf58 homolog
Exons: 5
Coding region: 28-1230 (400 amino acids)
Molecular function (GO): protein binding
Source: RefSeq, a predicted model, not a curated record
AAAGUGUGUCCUCACUGAACAUCCAGGAUGACAGGGAUUAUUCUGUUUCUCUUGUUUCUAGGGUUUCCACUUCACAACACAGAAGAGCGUGUUGUUAACGAGCUGUACAGCCUGAUAGAAAAGGGUCAGAGCAGCUUUGUGGAUCCAGCCCCGGGCAACCAGAGCAGGCUGGUGGUCAAAGAGCCCUCCCUGCCCAUCAAUGAGCUUCUAGAGAAAGGCAGCAAGACCGGCGAGUCCAAAUUUGCCCUCCAUCCUCUGCCCUCAGCUGUGUGGCCCAAGCACAGCGACCUGGCCCCCAUCCCUCGACACCACACUCCCCACAACAAGAGCAAGAAGGGCCCCAAGAGCGACCGUCUGCUGGAGCACAACAGCGAGAAAACCAGAGGAGAAGUUGUCGGUCUGCUUCCCAAAGCCCCGCUGACAGGAGCUACAGCCGCCGCCACCAACCGCACCGUGCAGAAGACCAACCAGGACACCCAGCCCAACAUCAGUCCUCCUCAGCAGAGCGAAGCAGAGGGACACCCCAACUCCAGACCCAGGGGCCCACCCCACUCACAGCCUCAGGCUCAGCCGCACCAACCGGCGCCCUCUCCGCGGAGAGAUCAACCCAACCGCCGACUGGACCCCGAGGAAAACCGGCCGGGGAAGUCCAGUCUCUAUCAGUCAGGCAUCGGCGCAGCGACCCGAAACAACAGCCGCCCGCCGGUCGUCUUCAACCGGCGCUCCUCCAGUCUGCUUUACCAGUUCGACAUCCUGAAGCGAGAGUCUGACUUCACACAUGACGCCUUCUGCAUGAGUGAGUGCAGGAAGGAGAAGGAGGAGAGAGAGUAUUACUGCUACAGUGAGUUUGCUGUCAAUGGGAUAGUGCACGACAUUGAGGUGUUGCGUAGAGGAAUACGGCUCAUUACGCUGAUGGUAAGCAGUGAUGGUUUCUACAAAAUGAGUCGUCUCUACGUGACCCCAGACAGCUUCUUCUUCAAAGUUCGCCUUCUGGUCCUGGACACGUACAAGUGCAGCAAACCCUGCCCUGACAUCAAACUUGGUACCAGAUACAUUAUAAUGGGUCAGAUCUACCACCGGAGGCGCCACCUUCCCAAUGACCUCCUGAACCUGCUGAGCGGUAAACUGAAGCCCGGAGACGGACUCCUGCGAAGCAACAACUAUGUCAAGAGGUUCAACAAACGGAGACACCAGAAAGCCCUGGAGGCCGCCCGCUCCAGGUGUCGGUGAACCACAGAUAAGACAAUUGCCCCCUUCUGCAGGGGAAGAGACAUUGCAGCUUAUGGGAACUGAUCAUAACUAACCGCUCAGUGUUGUGCGAGAGAGAGGACAUUUUUGCAGAAGGCACGGAUUUAUUUUUCAUAUGGACUGCUACGAUGUACCAUAAUGUAACAAAAUUAGUUUAUAGAAUGGGUAUAUUUUCUCAUUUUGGCAUCGUGUGGGCAUUUCUUGGUUUUACUCAUGUGUAUUUAACAACCUAAUAUUUGUCCUGAGAAAGAAACAAUGUCAUAUCA